This is a messenger RNA of Peronospora belbahrii, 297 nucleotides long. The record is from the annotation of a GenBank genome assembly. Lineage: Eukaryota; Oomycota; Peronosporomycetes; Peronosporales; Peronosporaceae.
AUGAAACAGGUUUCGGGUGAAGUGUUGGAAUCACCUCGACGGCGUGCCGUGUUCGAAGAAAGCGGAAACGUACCAAAGCAAGAAUGGCGUGUCUUCUGGUAUGAAAAUAAUCGUGAAGGAGAAGGGAGCGCAGAAGCAAAGACAUUAUUUUUAGUUGGCAGCUGUGAUGAUCUGGCCAACGAAUUGCCGCGCGUCGGAUCAUCAUGGGAGAUUGGCUGUGGCUUGGUCGGCCGAAAGCUCUGGAACAUUUUAGAUGCAUUUCCAGUGGAGGACGUUUUUGAUCCGCUUCGAGAGUGA